GUUCAGUGACGUUCCUUCGCACACUCGUAAUCGUUUCUUGCUGUCUGAGAAAAUGGCUGCUGUACGCCGCGCUCGCAGUGACUCCCGCUGCGUAGUUCGCUUUUCUGACCGAGAACUCUGCUAAAUUUUCUUCCCUGCUUGGUACCGUUCGAGAGGGAAGUGAAAAAGACUCAAAAAGAGAUCCGACGGCCGUUAACAGGCAGUGGAAACCUUCAACCAACCGAAGAGGCCGCCCUAGUUCGAAACGGUCAGAGCGCUGCAGCUUGACGAGAGUGACAGUUGGACGGACGGCCUGGCUGCAACAGCCUCGGCCUCAGCAUGGCAGAAGGUGAAGAAGAUUGUUGCUCUGACAUAGUAAAGGAGGAUGACAAUGACAGUUCUGGUGAAUCAAAUCUUGAGGCAGAGCUUCAGAUGUUCAGAGCCCAGUGGAUGUUUGAACUUACCCCAGGGGGGAGCUCUACAGGUCUGGAAACUCGAUCCUGCAGAACAAGAGGGCCUUUAUUAAAGGCUGUAGAUACCAAAGGGAAACUAGAACUUGCAAAAGAGGAAAAGGCAAGAGAACUGUUCCUGAAGGCAGUGGAACAAGAACAAAAUGGGGCUCUUUAUGAAGCUAUUAAGUUUUACCGUCUGGCUAUGCAAUUGGUCCCAGAUAUUGAAUUUAAGAUUACCUAUACCAGAUCUCCAGAAGGCGACAGUAUUGGGAAAAGCUAGUAAGUAUACAUGUAUGUAUAUAUGUAUGUAUUAUUUGAAAAAAUUGAAGUGAGGGAAAGCUGUACUCUUGUAUAUACUUGAAAUCUAGUU
This is a messenger RNA of Python bivittatus (Burmese python), 801 nucleotides long. The record is from RefSeq and is a predicted model, not a curated record. Lineage: Eukaryota; Metazoa; Chordata; Lepidosauria; Squamata; Pythonidae.